AGACAAUGUUGACUUGCCACCCUCAUUAUGAAACGUGAAGAAAGAGUACUGAGAUGAAAGAUUCAUUUGACAAUUGACAUUCUGGUUUUCUUUGCAUGCUUGAGAACACAGAAAUGGAAGAUUCAGAUCAAGGACUUGAGAUAGCAUUGAAAUGGAUAAAUGCCAUUGCAAAUGGAGAUUUUGGUCAGGAGAUAGAGACUUCAACCGCAAAGGGUAUCCGCGUAGUUCAAGCACACAAAGGCUUUCUCCUCUGCGACUUCACUAUACACAGUGGCUUGUCGGAUGAAAAUGGAAAUUGGCAUGUGGGUGCAAUAGCAACAUUGGUUGAUAUCAUUGGCAGCUGUGUUUCCCUCUCCAUUACCUCUUCAUUGCAGCAAGUCACUCUUGAUUUCAGUAUAUCUUACUAUACAACGGCAAGGCUUCAGGAAGAAGUUAAAGUGGAGGCAAAAGUUAUAGGAAAGAAGGAGGAAUUGACUUCUGUGAUUGUGGAAGUCAGGAAAAAGGAGAAUGGAGAAUUGGUUGCCCUAGGAAAGCUGUGGUUGGCAGUACCUAGAAAGCAUCCAAGACACCAAGAAAGUAAACUCUAACUUCUUUCAAGUUUUACAAGACCAUGAUUAUAUUCCAUGCUUCAUUUACAUACUUUUUAUGGUGACUUUGAUUUAUUUUCAAUAAACGUCAUUUAAAUUGAUAAGAGCAUUGGGCUCUUAAUCCAUUACGUGUACUAGUUGUCAUUUGUGAUGAUAAAUCAGUUCCUUAUCUACGACCCCCCUUGUAUCAGACAGCUUGUUCAGUUUUGCUUAUCAAAAAACUUAGGUUGCCAUGAA
Messenger RNA from Lotus japonicus, 824 nucleotides. RefSeq lists its product as uncharacterized. The coding region runs from base 96 to 587 and encodes 163 amino acids. Gene Ontology annotation, molecular function: fatty acyl-CoA hydrolase activity. The record is from RefSeq and is a predicted model, not a curated record. Lineage: Eukaryota; Viridiplantae; Streptophyta; Magnoliopsida; Fabales; Fabaceae. The transcript has 3 exons.